CACUGACGCUGUGCUGCUGCGGCGGAUAAGAGCCUCCUCAGCGGAUUCAUGCAAACAAAUCUCGCUGUAAACCGCGUUUCUCCUCAUUUCUGGCUGUUCGUGUGUGUUUACUGAACGCCAUGUCCUACAACUACGUGGUGACCGCGCAGAAGCCCACGGCGGUGAACGCCUGCAUCACGGGCCACUUCACCUCCGCCGAGGACCUGAACCUGCUCAUCGCCAAGAACACGCGGCUGGAGAUCUACGCGGUGACGGCGGAGGGGCUGCGGCCGGUCAAAGAGGUCGGCAUGUACGGCAAGAUCGCGGUGAUGGAGCUGUUCAGGCCCAAGGGAGAGAGCAAAGACCUGCUGUUCAUUCUGACGGCCAAAUACAACGCCUGCAUUCUGGAGUACAAGCAGAGCGGAGACAGCAUCGACAUCAUCACCCGUGCCCACGGCAACGUGCAGGACCGCAUCGGCCGGCCAUCGGAGACCGGGAUCAUCGGAAUUGUGGACCCGGAGUGCCGCAUGAUCGGGCUGCGUCUCUACGACGGGCUGUUCAAGGUGAUCCCGCUGGACCGAGAGAACCGCGAGCUCAAGGCCUUCAACAUCCGGCUGGAGGAGCUGCAGGUCAUCGACGUCCAGUUCCUGUACGGCUGCCAGGCGCCCACCGUCUGCUUCAUAUAUCAGGACCCGCAGGGCCGACACGUGAAGACAUACGAGGUUUCCCUCCGGGAGAAGGAGUUCAAUAAAGGGCCCUGGAAGCAGGAGAACGUGGAGGCCGAGGCGUCGAUGGUCAUUCCAGUCCCGGAGCCGUUCGGCGGAGCCAUCAUCAUCGGGCAGGAGUCCAUCACCUACCACAAUGGAGAUAAAUACCUGGCCGUCGCUCCGCCCAUUAUUAAGCAAAGCACCAUAGUGUGCCACAACCGUGUGGACCCGAAUGGCUCGCGGUACCUGCUGGGCGAUAUGGAGGGCCGGCUGUUCAUGCUGCUGCUGGAGAAGGAGGAGCUGAUGGACGGAGCCGUGGUGCUGAAAGACCUCCAUGUGGAGCUGCUGGGAGAGACGUCCAUCGCGGAGUGUUUGACCUAUCUGGAUAACGGGGUGGUGUUUGUGGGAUCCAGACUGGGAGACUCUCAGCUGGUGAAGCUGAAUGUGGACAGUAAUGACCAGGGCUCGUAUGUGGGGGUGAUGGAGACCUUCACUAACCUGGGCCCCAUAGUGGACAUGUGUGUGGUAGACCUGGAGCGGCAGGGACAAGGCCAGCUGGUGACAUGCUCCGGAGCGUUUAAGGAAGGCUCUCUCAGGAUCAUCCGGAAUGGUAUCGGGAUCCACGAGCACGCCAGCAUCGACCUGCCGGGAAUCAAAGGUCUGUGGCCUCUGCGCUCAGAGUCCAGCAGAGACACUGAUGAUAUGCUGGUUCUGUCUUUCGUUGGUCAGACCAGGGUGCUGAUGCUGAGCGGAGAGGAGGUGGAGGAGACGGAGCUGCAGGGGUUUGUGGAUAACCAGCAGACCUUCUUCUGUGGGAAUGUGGCACAUCAGCAGCUCAUACAGAUCACCUCGGUGUCGGUGCGGCUGGUCACUCAGGACAGUAAGGCUCUGGUGAGCGAGUGGAAGGAGCCGCAGGGCAGGAACAUCAGCGUGGCGUCCUGCAACAACACACAGGUGGUGCUGGCGGUGGGCAGAGUGCUGUACUACCUGCAGAUCCUGAGUGGAGAACUCAAGCAGAUCAGCUCUACAGAGAUGGAGCACGAGGUGGCGUGUCUGGACAUCACUCCUCUGGGCGAGCGCUCUGCUGACUCCUGCAUCUGUGCUGUGGGGCUCUGGACUGACAUCUCCGCCCGCCUGCUCAAGCUGCCCUGCUUCACCCCACUGCACAAGGAGAUGCUGGGCGGAGAGAUCAUCCCUCGCUCCAUCCUUAUGACCACCUUCGAGGGCAGCCACUACCUGCUGUGUGCGCUGGGAGACGGAGCGCUCUUCUACUUUGGCCUGGAUAUUCAGACAGGUGUCCUGAGCGAGCGUAAGAAGGUGACUCUCGGCACUCAGCCCACCGUCCUGCGCACCUUUCGCUCACUCUCCACCUCCAACGUGUUCGCCUGCUCUGAUCGGCCCACCGUCAUCUACUCCAGCAACCACAAGCUGGUGUUCUCCAACGUCAACCUGAAGGAGGUCAACUACAUGUGCCCACUCAACUCUGAGGGCUACCCGGACAGUCUGGCUCUGGCCAAUAACAGCACUCUCACCAUCGGCACCAUCGAUGAGAUCCAGAAGCUCCACAUCCGGACCGUUCCGCUCUACGAGUCACCCAAGCGGAUCUGUUAUCAGGAGGUGUCUCAGUGCUUUGGAGUUUUGUCCAGUAGAGUUGAAAUGCAGGAUGCCAGUGGGACUACAGCAGCUGUACGGCCCAGCGCCAGCACACAGGCUCUGUCCAGCAGUGUGAGCUCCAGCAAGCUGUUCCCCAGCAGCACGUCGCCCCACGAGACGUCAUUCGGGGAGGAGGUGGAGGUGCACAGCUUACUGGUGGUGGACCAGCACACGUUUGAGGUGCUGCAUGCGCAUCAGUUCCUGCAGAACGAGUACGCCCUCAGCAUGGUGUCCUGCAAACUGGGUCGAGAUCCUGCUGUUUACUUCAUCGUCGGCACGGCGAUGGUUUACCCAGAGGAGGCGGAGCCAAAGCAGGGCCGCAUCAUCGUCUUCCACUACACUGACGGCAAGCUGCAGACGGUGGCAGAGAAGGAGGUCAAAGGUGCCGUUUACUCCAUGGUGGAGUUCAAUGGUAAACUGCUGGCCAGCAUCAACAGUACGGUGCGUCUGUACGAGUGGACCGCAGAGAAGGAGCUGCGCACCGAGUGUAACCAUUACAACAACAUCAUGGCGCUGUACCUGAAGACCAAAGGAGACUUCAUCCUGGUGGGAGACCUGAUGCGCUCCGUGCUGCUGCUGGCCUACAAGCCCAUGGAGGGCAGCUUCGAGGAGAUCGCUCGAGAUUUCAACCCAAACUGGAUGAGCGCAGUGGAGAUCCUGGAUGAUGACAACUUCCUCGGUGCGGAGAACGCCUUCAACCUGUUCGUCUGCCAGAAGGACAGCGCCGCCACCACAGACGAGGAGCGGCAGCACCUGCAGGAGGUGGGUCUGUUCCACCUGGGCGAGUUCGUCAAUGUUUUCUCUCACGGGUCGCUGGUGCUGCAGAACCUGGGCGAGAGCUCCACACCCACACAGGGCUCCGUGCUGUUCGGCACCGUCAACGGCAUGAUCGGUCUGGUGACAUCUUUGUCGGAGGGCUGGUACAGUUUACUUCUGGAUCUGCAAAACCGCCUCAACAAGGUCAUCAAGAGCGUCGGCAAGAUCGAGCACAGCUUCUGGAGGUCAUUCCACACGGAGCGCAAGACGGAGCAGGCCACAGGCUUCAUCGACGGGGAUCUGAUUGAGAGCUUCCUGGACUUGGGUCGAGCGAAGAUGCAGGAGGUGGUCAGCACACUGCAGAUUGAUGACGGCAGCGGGAUGAAGCGUGAGGCGACGGUGGAUGAGGUGAUCAAGAUCGUGGAGGAGCUGACGAGGAUCCACUGAGAGCAGCUGUAUAUAUGAACUGUUCCUGUGUGUGUGUGUGUGUGAGAGAGAGAGAGAGAGAGAGCAUGAAGAUGAUGGACACACUCGCCCCGCUGUAAUGUUAGUGGAGUCGUCCUCAUUGUGAUGUUUCUGUUAGUUUAUUUUAAUAAAGUUUCCUUCAAUACUUCA
Molecule: messenger RNA, 3710 nt
Organism: Danio aesculapii
Lineage: Eukaryota; Metazoa; Chordata; Actinopteri; Cypriniformes; Danionidae
Gene: ddb1
Product: damage-specific DNA binding protein 1
Exons: 27
Coding region: 120-3542 (1140 amino acids)
Biological process (GO): DNA repair; proteasome-mediated ubiquitin-dependent protein catabolic process
Cellular component (GO): nucleus; site of double-strand break
Molecular function (GO): nucleic acid binding; protein binding
Source: RefSeq, a predicted model, not a curated record